Drosophila obscura is the source of this 2558-nucleotide messenger RNA. RefSeq lists its product as uncharacterized. Lineage: Eukaryota; Metazoa; Arthropoda; Insecta; Diptera; Drosophilidae. The transcript has a single exon. The record is from RefSeq and is a predicted model, not a curated record. Bases 116 to 2374 code for a protein of 752 amino acids.
CUGGCACUUCAAACACUUUAACAACACUGAAAACUCCAGUUUCGAAUUUCCUAACUUCGCUUUCGGUUUUAGUUACUUUCCUUUUUGGUAAGACGAAAUUUAAGCUACUGUUGAAAUGAGUUCGCCUGCCCCCCAAGGAUCUGCAAGAAGUGCGCGAGGCGAUCCCCAAGGGCUGCAGACCCUUCGACACAUCCAGCAGCACCUGGGACCCGAAGCCAUUGAGGAGCUGGCCUGUGCGGAAGCAGGAUGGUAUCGCGACAUUUCCAAUCCACAGAUGGACGCCGCUCGGGCCCUGAAGGACGCGCUGCGCGAUGACAUGGAACAGAGGACGACGCGCCGAACGUGGCAGCUGGUGGAGGUCCUGGGGCUGCGCCCUCGACCGUCCAGGAAGACGCUGAUCAUGCUGAUGCGCAUGAGCAGGGGCAACGACUUGGCCUUUCUCUGGUUCCUCAUGGAGAUGUGCUACAAGACGGAGGCCCAUGGCCGAGCGUACGACAUCAACGAGCAGAUCAUCAUGUCCGCCAUCUUCUGGCUGGACCUGUACCCCACCCUCCAGGAGCUGGACCGCGUGCUACCGCUUCAGAAUGCCACCGAGACACACAAUGCCAAUGCCACGGCCACGGCCAAUGCCGAGCCUCGUCAAAAGCAGAGCCAAAGGAUUCGGGACCGUCGAUCGGAGAGCGAGAAUGGGAAGCCAAAGAAGCCUGCCAUGAUGCGACCCCUGUCCCCAUACUUCCAGGAGACACCAGUCAUCCGAUCCUGGCAUCCCACUGGAAAGUUUUUCUCCGAAAUUCCCGCCCGUCCGGCUCUGUUGAGCAACAGGCCCAGGCAGGUGAUCCCGAGCACGUCGCCGCUCUUGUCCCGCUGGUUCGGCCACUACGCCCUCAGCGACGCCCACCGCAUAACCCGGACCAUCCUCAACGAGGAGAUCCGCAACAUAAUUGCCUCCUUGAACGCGGCCGAGCUGCCCGCCAACGAUGUGGAGUCCAUGUGCUCCCACCACCAGCGGAUCAGCGAGAUGGAGAAGUCGCUGAAGGUGCAGCUGGAGGCCCUGAAGCAGCAGCAGUGCGAGGAGCUGCUCACCGCCCCCAACCGAGCACAGCAGCGGCGACGCAAGAGGGUAAUUUCCGAGCUGGAGCAGAUGGUGGCCUGCUGCCAGGCCCGCUUCCACGAGAUGGCGGCGAGGACGCGCCUCGCCUCCACCAGGAAGAAGCUCUUCAGCUGCGCCUGCGCUGGUGCACCCGUGGAUAAGAAUUUUUUCUGCCUGGACAAAGGAUCUGGCGGGGGAGAUAGCUGUGCAGAGGAGCCAAAUGUGAGACUACUGCAGGGCGAGAACCCUCUGAUCCCACACUGCUGCCCCGACUUCAAGUUGGAGGCGAUGGACUGUGCGAACUGUGAGCUCUACGACCCGGAGAAGGGUCUGCCGGAGCCAUGCACUGGCAAAAGCCUUGGACGCCCCAGCAGCUUGAUGCAGUUUCUGAAGCUUUGCGACAUCGAGAAGGAGAAGCUGAGCGAAGAGGACAAGCAGAAGGCUCCUGCUUCUGCUUCUGCUCCUGCUCCGUCGCAAAGUUGCAGCGACAGCAAAAAGUUGUUUGAGUUCGGCGCAGCAGGCGCUGCGGGCUUCAAGUUCGACUAUCGGCGGCUCUUUGGGCCCUCGAAGGCCACUCGCCUGGACGACCAGAACUUGCGGAUGAAGGCGGCCUUUGCCAAGGCCUUGGACGAGGAUUGCGAGUUCCUGAAUGCCGCCCUCAACGGCGAGGAAGACGACUCCCUGGACGCUCUGGUGGAUAGAGCAGCCAAGCGCGUGUUCGCCAGCGAUACGAAAACCUUCGACGAGGAAUACGAUCGAUUGCUGCGCCGCAAAGCGGAGCUGAGGGCCGACCGCCGCCUGCAAAUGGGCAAACAGCACUUCGACCCAGAGGACACGUCGCUGAUGAAGAAAAUGCUCCGAUUGGGACUCGACACCGUCGCCAAGGAUCGCCGCUAUGUGCUGCCCACGCUGCCCAACGUCCACACGGUGCCGUACCUCAUGGAGUGGAUCUGCUCGAGGUACGGCAAGCGCUACUCCCAGGCGGAGCGGGAGCGCAGCUACGCACAGAACACCUUCCAGAUGAGCGUCCUCUACGACAUCAUGAAGUACCCGCUGGUGAAGCCGCCCAGCCAAGUCCACACCCGGCGACUGCGUUCCCUCUCCAAGAACCUCCGAGAGCACCAGACGACCCUCUUCGUGGAGGCACUCAUGUCGGUGGGACGCGUGUUCUUCAACGCCAUGCGCUCCCCGCUGUGCCACACCCCGCCGGGCGACACCUUCUACGCCUACAUGCCGGCCGCCUACCGCGACACGGGCUUCAGCAUCAACAAAAAGCUUCAUUAGUAUUUGUAUGUUCUGGUGCAGACAAGAACGGACUGAAGCUCCUUCUACAUGUUCUUUAAACACCCAACUAUUUCUUCAAAGAAAACUAUUUUAGUACUAAAUGUAAACAACGAUUAACUUAAAUAUGUAAAUUAAAGGCAGCGUAUGACUUACCAAGCCUAGAAACAGUACAGGGACAAAACAC